GCACCACGAGCUACCAUUCCCUUGUAACGCCUAUCGAGUACUCGAGCAAUUUUUCACGAGGCACCGCAGCAGCACUGUGAACAGCCAACAGGAUGUACAUAUACAGCACUACCCGGCCCUACCUCUCUGCCUCUCUUCCGCCCCUCGAAAUCCUCACAUUUGAACAAAAUGCCCCCACCAGCCAUUCUCGAAAGAGCCGCGAGCACCGAAAUCACGUCGCUGUCUCACGACACUAUGGAAGGCUCCAACAUGCUCGGGACCCAUGCUUCAGCCUUCACCUCGGCGCCGUCGUCGACCAGCGUACCCUCUAAUGUGCCAUCCUCAGCACCGCCGCAGAUCACAAUCGCCAUCAUCACCCCUACACAACCACCAGCAUCCGAGCCAACGUCGAAAGCCUCGUAUUCAGGAAGUUCUUUCAGGAUUGCUCACGUUAUCAUUGUUGCUGCCGUGCUGGGCACGCUGGCUGUUCUAUCGGCAAUGUGGAUAAGGCGCAAGCGAAAGAGAAGAGCAAAUCGUGCAGAGGCAGCUGCAGCAGAAAGAUGGCCAGCUCUAACUGUGGAGGAAGAUUUGCCACCGUACAGGAGAUAUGCAGAGAGUAUCAAAUCUGGGACUGGGUCAUUCCUCAAGAAUUGGGUACCAGGACGCAAGAACUAAUAGGUCGAAGCCAGGCACAUCAGAGAUACAGCCCAUUACCACUAUGAUUAUUAUUUCUUCUCCACC
Molecule: messenger RNA, 720 nt
Organism: Pseudovirgaria hyperparasitica
Lineage: Eukaryota; Fungi; Ascomycota; Dothideomycetes; Acrospermales; Acrospermaceae
Exons: 1
Coding region: 169-654 (161 amino acids)
Source: RefSeq, a predicted model, not a curated record